This is a messenger RNA of Cladocopium goreaui, 5290 nucleotides long. Lineage: Eukaryota; Dinophyceae; Suessiales; Symbiodiniaceae. The record is from the annotation of a GenBank genome assembly.
AUGGCCAGUUGCGGGUGCGGGGAGGAGAUGACGGAGAUGAAACCCAUAGCACUUGGUUCAGAGACCUUUGGUUUCCAACGUGUCGAAAUCUGCAGCCUGCUGGCUGCCAGUCAUCCAAAGUCUACAUCGCCGUGGGCUGCGCUACCGCGCGCCAUUUUCAGGUGCCCAGUGGUGCCGCUUGUGGCAUCAGGGCGAACUGUGCUGGGGCUGAGAUCCAAGAAUUCGAUAGAAAGGCUCAUUGGCAACUUCAUUCUCGACCCGUUGCCCUGCGUCUUUUCGGACUGGCACGCCAUGUCGGUGGUGCGCAACCAGCAGCGGAGCCUGCACUUCGGGCUGCGGCUGCACUCGCAGUCGGUGUUUUUGUACAAUAGCGGAGAUGCCGGCAUUGCCACCUGCGGCCCCAGCAUCCACGCAGACACAGGAGUUUGGACUGUGGAAGUGUCCUUAUCUGCCCCGGUGCAGUUGGACGGCUUCUGCCGGGCGGAUCUGGGCUUGGUGCUGGACAAGAGCGAUCUGUCUGAACGCUGUGCCUCAGGGAUUUGGUGGGAAGCCGGCGACGGUGAUGUCUUCAUCGGAAAAGAUGCAGGUGGGAGCGCGGAGGGUUGGCUGGGCGGAGCCGCGGCCGUGGAGAAUGGCAUCCUACCCAGCUGGCACGAGGAGGGAAGUCGCGUGGGCCUCGUUUUGGACACCGACUUGAAGAUCUUGGGCUUCACAAAGGCUGGAGCAUUGCAACAUUUCGAAUGGAAAGUCCCCGACUACGCCUGGCCCGUGCACUUCGGCGUGGGUUGGAGCGCCGACAUCGGGGGGCAGUUCCACCUUUUGUCGCGCGGCGAUGACGGGAUCCUGGAGAUCUUGGUCUCUGCAACAUUUCCGCCGUGCCUGGCCCAUCUCGAGGCAGGGCAGAACCCAGUGGACUAUCACGACAUCGGAACGGAGGGACUUCGCGUCCAUAACGCCGCUGCCCGAGGAGGUGGCCAAAGUGAGCGACCUCGACGACCUCGCGCUGCGGCAGGAGAUUUUGGGGACAUGGGCAAGGUAUACGUCCUUGCCACUGGAGGCGCUUCAAGUCCCAAUGCUGCGCAGUUCGCGGCAGCGUUUAGCCCUGGACAUGGCGCCUCUGGUGCCGGAGCUGCGAAGUUUGGAAGCUGCCAUUCUUCAACACGUGCCAAGCAGUUUGGAGCUGCCCGAGGACAUGUCCCAAUUCAUGGAGAAGAUCCGCGAGCGGUGGCGACGCCGCAAUCGUCGCUGGCAAGCGUUGGCGUGGUGUUGUGGCUGAAAAAAGGUCGCGCGGCUCGCGGUGUUUUGGAAGCGCUCCGACUCCAACUCUUUCAGAUGAUGCCCAUCAGCUCCAUCCGAAUUACCCUUUGGUACACACCACAGGAUGGCAAGAUGCUGUUGGACAAAGAAGCUGAAAAGCCUUUCAAAGAGGCGGGCUAUCGUUGGUUCCAGUUGGCCAACCGCGCGGAUUCGCGGCGGGGACAGGUCAUGAGCCAGAAACGGGCGCAGGAGCGCGAUGGCAAGUUGCCACUGGAGACACCGGAUCUCUGCAUAAGUAGCUGCUUGUUGGUGCCAGGACGACGGAAGGUGCCGGUGGUGGAUGAAGUCUACCGAGAGGCUCCAGGGAACAUCCUGGUCUUGGCCGAGUGCAUUCGAAAGCACUGCGAAGAUCUGCAGGCAGCAUCGGAGCCGAAGGUGCUACAACGAACCCUUGAAGGCCUAAAAGAGGUCAAGGGCUCGGGCUCUUUAGUGCGCAGCAACUGUUCGGCGGAUGCCAAAGACUGGCAGGAUUUUGCUGCCGAGUGCUUCAAGGAGCUGACGAUUCCCUCGGAGCUCACGGCCUGGCUCUGUCGGGAGCGACCUGAAAGCGUGGCCAAAGAAGGCGAAGAGGGUCCUGAAAGCCAGGUGGAGCGUGAAGUCUUGUGCGCCGGCCUGGCCUUGCGUGUGAACUGGAAGGCCCAGCGCGGGGAUCCCGCGGAGCCGGAGACCUUCACGGAGAUCGCGGUGCAAGCCACGGCCACGUCCAGGGUCACUGAGAGUCCGGUGGUCUAUGUGGCAACGGAGGAUGACGAGAUCUCGGUCAUGAUGUGCAAACUUUCGGCUUCCCUGCCCAGCGACAGCUUGUAUGAGUUUGCAUCGCGGCUGCUCAAAGAGGCGCCGCCCGGCGAUUUCGAAGAUGAUCGGCUCGUGUCCCACGUCCGACUUCCGAGGCUUUCGCGCUGCUGCGUCGCAUGCACGGAAGCGCCACAGUCGGACGCCGAGACGGCCUUUGACUUUACCUUUGCCCGGGAGCUCUUCGGGUUCAGGCUCUCCUCACGAGGGACUCCCUUGGGAGCGUUGUCGGUGUCGCCUCCCAGAGAGGUACUGACGUUGGAUGGCGACUUCCUGCUGGCGGUGUGGCACGAGAAGUACGUGGAUCUGCAGGUUCCCAUGGCCACGUUAUCGGACUCCGACCAUGAGGCUGAGGAGACGGAGUUCUACGACGAGGAAAUCUAUGAAAACGAGGGAAACGAAGUUCCCGAAGUCGAAGUGAUCGACGUCUUUGAACUCAAUGAGCAAUCCUUCGACGAGCUCAGAUUGGUGCCAGAAGUGAUUAGCGAAACCCAAGAGGUGUGGUUUGCAUUUAUCUCCCUCGCCAGCAGUCGCGAUGCGGCAGGAGAAGCGAUCUACAGCGCGAUCUUUGAAGCAGCUCCUUCGCUACAGAACUUGUUCAAGACCCCGCGGGCCGUCAUGGCCAUGCGCUUCAUGAACGGCUUGAACACCAUCAUCACAUCAAUGGACAACCCGUCGAGUUUGAAGGUCACGGCCGAAACCUUGGGAUUUCAACACCUGGAUCUGGAGGUCACGGCUCCACGCGUUUACAUGUUCCGCGACGCCAUCGUGGAACUCUUCGAGACGGAGCUGCAGGGCCGAUUCACCAGCCGUGCGCGGAGCGGGAUGAUGUCCGUGUUGAACUACGUGGGAGGUGCCUACGUUUUUAUCCGUCGUGAAUAUGCCAGCCGGAUCAAGGCCGAAGAAGAUGAGAAAGACUCCACAGACGAGCAAGGACGACGUUCAACGAGAUGCACGUGGCCUCAGCUAAAAUCCGGGCUCUCGGGUGGUAAGCCUGACAGGGAACUUCUGAGGGACCGUCGGCGAAGUAACAAGUAUGCUGAGUUUCUAUUCAAUGCAGCGGUGAUGGGGUUCAGUUCCAGUGUUUGGAUGCAGCUGGUGCUCGAACAGUUCGGUGCCAUCGUGAACAAUGCCGCCAACUCCUAUCGUCUGCAGGAAGAGUGCGAUAUCAUGGCCUUGAGGUUGGCGAAGUAUCGUGGUUCCAUUCAGCUGAACGAGUUCAAGGCCGUGAUGUUGGCCGCCUUGCGAUCCUUGGUCCCAAGGGAUUGGAGUUCCGAACACGAAGUCGCCUGGACGUGGCUCUGGGAGAACGUGGAGCGCCUGGUUCGAAGCACCUUGGGCAAACCGCAGCAGCAGGAGAGAGCUCUGGAGCGUUUCAUCAAGAGCCUCACUCCCGAGGCCUUCAACUAUUUGCGAACCGAAGUCUAUGCCCGAUUCUUUCAAAUGGCGCCUGCAGGACAGGAUCACUUUAAGCAGUCGUCCUCGCGCUUGCACUUCAUCGCAGACAGAGUGGUAGAGAUGACCAUCGAUAUCUAUUGCGAGCCUCGAAGGAUGGUGGAAGACAUCUCGGCCCUGGGUUUGCGUCACGUUGGCUACGCCAUUCCCACGGAGUUGUUUGCUCCCUUCGUGUCCUGCUUUGUGGAGACGGUUAAGGAGCUCACCUCGGAUGAAUUGGCUCAACAGGCGUUCCGCUGGUCCUUGACGCUGAUUUCCAAGAUGUUGGUCAGGACCAUCUUGGAGGGAUCUACUGUGGUCAUGAAGGCGGUGAACACCAACUCGGAGAAGCAGUUGCGCAAGGCGAUCUCCAUCGCGCCCCGCGGGAAGCGUGCAGUCUGGCUACUGGACAUCACUGUGGGUUCUCAAACCAUCUCUCCACUGCAUUGGGCGCUUCAAAGCGGCAGUUUGAGGACAGCGAAGGCCAUGAUUCAAGAUCUCCUGACGAUCCGUGCAGAUCGUGAUACCUACUACUAUGGCUGCGACGAGCUCUUUGCACGCCAUCCGGAUAUCGUCAAACGCCUCAUCGCAGAUGCUGAAUACCUUCUGCCCGUGCUCCUGGAUGGAUUGAUCUGGCGUUCGCGCGUGCCGGUGAAGGGCAAGCGCAGGGUGAAUUACUUCGUGAAGCAUCUGAUGGUGGACGAAGUCGGCGACUUCAGCAAGGCGUUGAGAUGGAUCGUGAAAGCAGGCAAUGCAAAGAUCAUAUGCCACCCAGCGGUGGUGCUGGUUGCCGACAUUCUCUGGAGCCGCAUUGCGAGCGCCUACUUCUUGGCACUACGUUUCUGGAUGUUGCUGGUCCUCCUGUGCUUCGUCGUCAGCCAAUCGGUGUUGCCACGACUUCACACGGUGAGCACCGACACCGACAAUCUGGUCAUGGUUGUGUUGAGGAUCUUCGUGUACAUUAGCAUCUUUUCCACAUUCAGUGUGGUGCAAAUACGCCAGUUCAUUCAAGACAUCAGGUCGGGGAGUUUCGUGCAGAUCUACCAGAUCCCGUGGCCACAAUUCCUGACCGACUGGAAAGAGCGCGUGGCACUUGCCCUGGUUCUGGUCCUGAUCGCGAUGGCUGCGCAGGAGCCAAUCUUGUACUGCCUUGGAGCAGAGGGCUAUGGACACUUCACCCAGAGCUGCCCAGCCGGCCUGGCUCGCAAGGACGGCUACUCCACUGCCAGUGCCAUUGCGUUGAUGCUGUUUUUCGCGAGGAUUACCGAUUUGAGUAUUUUGUCCACCUGGGCCAGCGCAUUUCUGCUGGUCUGUGGUCGAAUGCUACGAGAGUUGGUCCUCUUCUUGCUGGCCAUCGUUUUCCUUAUCGUGGCCUUUGCAACCUCCGUUUGCACGCUCCAAGAGACCUUCGAAGAUUUCAGCCGCGCGGAUCGUGCCAUGCUGUCGCUCUCAGAAAUGGUCUUGGGACUCUACCCUAGCAGUCGCUUUGAACAGCUGCAGCAAAUGCGAAUCGUGAUGGCCGCAGUGAGCAUUUUCAUCCUGAUUUCCUUGGUGUUCCUGCUGAAUCUCUUGGUGGCACAGUUGAACAGUGCAUACCAAGCCAUCUUCGAAGACAUGGUGGGCUUCGCUCGCCUCAAUCGAGGCUGUGGAUGAACAAUUUCAGCUACGACCGUUCUAAAAUGUAGAGGUUAUAUGAGUAUAUUACCUACAAAAAACGAUGGAAAAUCAUGGGAUUUAUCAGGAUUUC